Molecule: messenger RNA, 795 nt
Organism: Rotaria sp. Silwood1
Lineage: Eukaryota; Metazoa; Rotifera; Eurotatoria; Philodinida; Philodinidae
Source: the annotation of a GenBank genome assembly
AUGAUUGACAAUCAUCCAUUGACAGAUUUUGAUCAACUUGAAGCUGAUUUGUUUUUCAAACUUCCUUUUAAUGAAAGUAUCCGUUUAAAUAUACCAACGAAUUUGAAAAACGAUUUAUUUAUUAUUGGCAAACAUGAACAUCCUAUAUAUACUGAAGAAGGAAAAAUUAUUGAUGACAUAUUAUCAAAUGAUAUUGGUUUAACAAGUAUAAUCUUCCCAGAGAAAUCACCAUCAACAAUUGAUGAUGAUAAUCAAUUAUGUAAUAAUGAUCCAUCAACAAUUAUUAAUAAACGUUAUUGUCCUUUUGAAAGUACGCUUAAUAUCGAAAAUCUUCAUACGAAAAUUAUUACAAUUACUGAUAGAGAUAUCUCAAUAUUAACAUCGAUAACACUUUCAUGUAUUGGAUUUGCUGGCUUUUCAAUGCCAAUUAAUCUUGAAUCUGAUAUUAUUCAAAUUCCGAAGAAUUCGAAUGUUUCUCAAGAAAAUGAAGAUCGUUAUCAUUUUUAUUUUCUGACUGCUUUGUUUAACACAGGUAGAUUUUUGUUUUAUCAUGUAGAUGAUACGCAAGAAGGGUGGCGUCAAGCCAUAUUCACCAGUAUGGCUUUAUUAUCUGAUCGAAUAUCAACUAUUGAAAUUAUACAAAAAUCCAUUCAAGUUGUUUUAAAUAAUGUUCUAGAUAAAACAAAUUCUCAAAUGCAAUCGAUUAAUCAAAUUCAUCUAUCAUUAAAUGGUAUUAAGAAAAAUGAAGAAGAUAUUAAUAAAAAAAUAAAUGAUCUUGAAAAAAAACAUCAAUAA